Molecule: messenger RNA, 2950 nt
Organism: Capra hircus (goat)
Lineage: Eukaryota; Metazoa; Chordata; Mammalia; Artiodactyla; Bovidae
Gene: TTC16
Product: tetratricopeptide repeat domain 16
Exons: 14
Coding region: 1-2922 (973 amino acids)
Molecular function (GO): protein binding
Source: RefSeq, a predicted model, not a curated record
AUGACAGACUCCGGAGAGGAUGGUCUGGAGCAUGACAAAACUCCCUCACAACACAUCCCAAAGCCAUGGGUGAUUCCUGUGCCAAAGGGAACCCUCCAGCGCAUCUUUGGGACCAGCCAAAUCUUCCAGAACUUUGAUGAUGUAAAACCAAAGGCUACAGGGUUAACUGUGCCCCUCAAAGUCAGGGAAUACUACCAUCGAGCUCAUCAGUGCUUGGAGCAAGAGGACUGGGAGAUGGCCGUGCUCUUCUUCUCCCGCGCCCUCCACCUGGACCCCCAGCUGGUAGAAUUCUAUGCCUUAAGAGCCGAGGCUUAUAUCCAGCUCUGCGACUUCUCCUCGGCCGCCCAGAACCUUCGAAAGGCCUACCACUCCCAGCCAGAGAACAACAACUACCUGGAGCGGCUCGCCCUGGUGCUUUACCUGAAGGGCCAGUGCCUUUUUGAGCAAUGUGCCUUUCUGGAUGCCUUGACCGUCUUCUCCCAAGCCUCUGAGCUCCAGCCUGAGAAAUUCUGCUUCCGGUAUCGAUGCAUGGCCUGUCUCCUGGCCCUCAAAAAGCAUCGUGAAUGCCUCUCAUUCGUCACAAAGGAGGUGAAGCAAGGCACCACCAAUGCGGAUGUCUACAUCCUCCGGGCCAGGCUCUACAACUUCUUCCAGAAGCCCAACCUCUGCUAUCGAGACCUACACAGUGCCUUGCUAUUGGAUCCCAAGCACCCACAGGCCAAGGUGCUGCUCCAGGUGAUGGUGGGCCAGGCCGAGCAGGCACGCCAAGAUGCCGGGGUCCUGGCAGUGCAGGGCAAGUUGCAACAUGCGCUGCAGUGCAUCAACUGUGCCAUUGAGAACAACCCUCUGGACCCCAGCUUCUUCCUCUUCCGGGGCACCAUGUACCGACGGCUCCAGGAUUUUGACUUGGCAGUGGAGGACUUCCUGAAGGCGCUGGACAUGAUGAGCGAGCACCAAGAGGAGCUGGUUCAGCAGGCCCAGCGCCAACUGCUGCUGGCCUACAACGACUUCGCGGUGCACUGCUACAUGCAGGGCGCCUACCAGGAGAGCGUGCUGCUGCUCAACAAGGCGCUCAGGGACGAGCAGCAGGAGAAAGGACUCUACAUCAACCGCGGCGAUUGCUUCUUCCAGCUGGGCAACCUGACCUUUGCUGAGGCGGAUUACCAGCAGGCGCUGGCACUGAGUCCGAGGGACGAGGGCGCCCACCUGCGCAUGGGCCUGUUGCAGGAGAAGUUGGGCUUCUGCGAGCACCAGAGCAGGCAGUUCCAGAAGGCAGAGAACCACUUCUCAAUGGCCAUCCAGCACAAUCCCCAGAAGCCCCAGUACUACCUGUACCGCGCCAGGAGCCGGCAGCUCCUGCAGAACAUUUUUGGAGCCCGCCAGGAUGUUGCCACUGUUCUGCUCCUUGACCCCAAGCAACCCAAGCUACUUCCGCUGAUGACCAACCUUUUCCCCGGCAUGUCAGUGGAAGAGGUGCUAAGCAGCCAGGUGGCGAACCUGGCUAGGUUGCAGCUGGAGCGAAUGGUGGAGCACAGGGUGUACACCAGCACCCCCCAGGACAUCCUGGGGCGGCUCAAGGAUCGGGAACAGAGGGCCCGGGCCCUGAUCCUCUCUUGGAAGCAGGAGCCACCUUUACUGGAGACCCCCAAGGAGAUGGAGGCCCCUCUCCAGUUCCCGCAGGCAAAGCCAGAAGGCCCAGAGGAAGAGGUGCAGGUUCCUGGGAAGAAGGAGAAGCUGAAGCCAGCCCCCAGCAAGGAGUCAUCCUUGACCGACAGCUACAUCAGCCAGACCUCUUUAGGCUCCACCUUGGGCUUCAGAACCAGGUCCACCUCGGAGACGGAGACGUCCAGUAUGGGUCAGGAGUACAGGAGCACUUCCACCACUGUUGUGACAGUCUCUGACUCCUCACUGCUAAGGACACAGUCCUCAGACUCGGGGGACAGCAGGAAAGACCUAAGCCUGAACCACAGCCCCAGAGAAACCAAGUCCACCCCAGGCCACCACCAGAGGCCCAGCAAGACGGAGGUCGCCCUUAUCCAAAGCCAGAGGCCCAGCAAGACGGACGCCACUGAGAUUCAAAGCUGGAGGUCCAGCAAGAUGGAGGCCAUCCACAUCCAAAGCCAGAGGUCCAGCACGACGGACGCCACCCAGAUUCAAAGCCAGAGGCCCAGCAAGACAGACGCCGCCCAGAUUCAAAGCCAGAGGCCCAGCAAGACGGACGCCACCCAGAUUCAAAGCCAGAGACCCAGCAAGACGGAUGCCACCCAGAUUCAAAGCCAGAGGCCCAGCAAGAUGGAGGCUGCCCUCAUCCACAGCCAGAGGCCCAGCAAGGCGGAUGCCACCCAGAUUCAAAGCCAGAGGCCCAGCAAGACAGAUGCCACCCAGAUUCAAAGCCAGAAGCCCAGGAAGAUGGAGGCUGCCCUCAUCCACAGCCAGAGGCCCAGCAGGACAGAGGCUACCCUCAUCCACAGCCAGAGGCCUAGCAAGACGGACACCACCCAGAUUCAAAACCAGAGGCCCAGCAGGACAGAGGCUGCCUGGAGCCCAAGGCAAAAGCUCAACAAGACCCAGGCCACCCAGGGCUCAAGGCGGAGGCUCAGAAAGUCCAAGGGUGCCGAUGGUCAGAGCUGGAGACUCAGAAAGGCAGCUGCCACCCAGGACCAAAGCUGGAGAAUGAUCCAAAGUCCCAGCAAGAUCAACACUUCCUAUGACUCAAGUUGGAGCCCCUCCAACACUGAGGCCACCAAGGGCCAGGCUCAGAGUCAGAGGCCCAGCCAGUCCAAGGCAGCCCAGAGCCAGAGCACAAGCCCAGGUUCCAGCAAGACCGAGGUCCCCUGGAGACUGAACCCGAGUCUCAGCAACAUGCAGACCGCCCAGGGCCCAAGACGGAAGCCCAGCCCCGGCAGUGAGGCUGCUCUCUGAAAGGGAUGCUCAGCCCUUCACUUCUUGC